Molecule: messenger RNA, 4372 nt
Organism: Ornithodoros turicata
Lineage: Eukaryota; Metazoa; Arthropoda; Arachnida; Ixodida; Argasidae
Product: transmembrane protein 231-like
Exons: 7
Coding region: 1-906 (301 amino acids)
Biological process (GO): regulation of protein localization; cilium assembly
Cellular component (GO): ciliary membrane; ciliary transition zone
Source: RefSeq, a predicted model, not a curated record
AUGGCCGUCUGCACAAUCUUCGCACAUAGCGUUCGCAAAAAGUACCGGACAAACCUAUGCUCGAAAUCUGCCGUAUUUGCAUUUGUAGUCACAUUGUUUACCGUGGUAGUUCCUUUUGUAUUAUCGUACAAAGGGUUUGGAUUCUGGAAGAAAAUUGAUAAGUACCAAGAACAGCCUCAUGUCCGAUUCAAGCGGAAGAUGCUCUUAAUCUUGGAAACGGACAAAACGCCUAUAUAUUGGAGUUCUUACCCAUUUUUAAACGAUCAUGUAUCUGGUGUUCGUGUGCCUCACAUUGAGGAAAAAGAAGAUGAUGCUAACUUUGAUGGAAAGCCGGACAUACUGCAUCUAAUGAUCAAAGUUCCGUUACCAGGGAACACUAAAGUAUUUGCUGCCAAACUGUUGCUGCUUUUUGACUGUAGCAUACAGACCUAUGCUCAAGUUGCCUAUGAAGGAAUUGGACUUGUACAGCAUAGCUCUGGUGUUCCUGGUGACGAAUUUAUGUUUACUGGGGACCUUAGACUAAAACAGCAAAAUUUAUUCAAUUAUCAUGGCUAUGAUCACCGCAACAAAAAAUCGAUUAUUAACGAAGAGACCACUACAGUAUCAGGGUUCAGCAGUGAAAGGUUACUUCACGACUAUUCAAGCAGGAAUGUUACUACGAACCUAGAGAAUAUAUUCAGCACCUGGAGAAGCACAAAGAAGUCACCAGAUUUCACACUGAACAUCAAAAUUAGAUACCCAGUGGAAACAAUUUUCUACCGCCCAGGUUUUUGGCAUGUUGUGCAACAUGCUUGGAUGCAGUACUUUGCCAUACUUGUGAUAUUUCUUUACAUUGGACACUCAGUGAAGUGUUUUGUGUUCAGUAACCAAGUGCUAGAGACCUAUUACGAAACAGUGGUGCCAUAAGUGUGAUGACACUACGCUUAGUGGAACACAGCAUGGUGUGCCCCUAACUCUGCAUGCCAGGGUAAUCAGAAUGAAAUGCUCCUCUGUCACAUGCAGCACAGCGUGGCACACCCCGUUACACAAGCGUCACAAUCCACAGUUUCCCUAUUGCCCUGUUUAAAUCUCCAGAACAUGCUGUCAAAUAUUACAGAUAUUUCGACCGUGAAUUGACUGAACAUUCCCAGGAGCAUUUGAGAUGGAGCAUAGGGCACCUGUUGUAAGAAGGGUGUAACUUGGAUUGCUGGUUCCCAUCAAUGCAGAGCCGUUCCAAGUAGGUCGCGAGAAAGGCAGAUGCUAUUGCCCCUUCACCAGAGGGGAAACGGAUGGGUGAGGUGUCUGCGGCUCAUAAGGCUGGGGAAUAGAGCGAGGGCCAAGAGAGUUUUCACAGCAGAACACAGAAUAGAAUUUUUCGAAUUCGCUUAAUAUCCGAGUCACUCCGUUUCAUUUAGAACUUUUCUGUACAGCUUUGAACUGCAGAACAUUUAUGGAACAGAAUAUACUAUUACUAUUCAUGCAUAGCUAAAGAUGGAAAGCACAUAUGUAAAUCAUUCAAGUAAUUGUUUUUCUGGUUAUUGUGCAAUCGUUAGACAGUACUUCUUGGGGGAAGGCUUCACAGUCAUCCUGCCCUAGACGGAGGUUGGCCUCGGACGGUUCUGCACUAACGUGAGGAACAGUCUGGUAUAUCUACUCAGGAAAGCCUAGAGCAAGCUGUUACAACCUUUCAAAGCAAAAUUUAAAGCGCUUGUUGGGUUUUGGGAGGAUAGCGAAUUCUAAUUCCCAAGUUAGAGUUCUUCAAAAGUGUCAGUUGUACUGCCUUUUGGCUGAGCACACUUUACUGGUGAAAACAGCCUUACAUUGAAAUCACGAACACCUACACAGAACAGCGCUUAUACUGAGAGUAGCAAGUUUGCCUGGCAAAGUGAAGUAAUAUAGCUUUUCAUGUAGCAUUCUAUGGUAUCUCAAAUUGGUCAGACCAGGGAUCAGAACUAACUUUUAACUAGUUUAGGAUACAACCAAACAGAACUUCUUACUGUCAGUGUUGGUGGCACCCUAAAGCUUAACUGGACAUGAAGCAGUAAAAAAAUUAUGGUUAGCAAUUCAUAUUUCAGCUAAGAAGUUGAAAAGCCUGAUGCACAGGCAUAACAAACACUGUUAUUGUCAGCAUUCUGUGCUAUCCACCUUUCUUGCAGCACCUGAGCAAAUCUCUAACCUUUUCAAUACUUAUGGGGGAUGUAGAGAGCUGUGGGCUUUGCACAUUUCGUACAGGUAAGCAAUACUAAGUUCUGCAGCAGGAUCGAAGCUCAAAGAACAUUCAAUAUAACCAAAUGUUUGCGAAAGAUGACCCGAUCUAGGGUAGUACCCUAGAACGGUAGAGGUUAGGAGGGAGUCUUACAUGGGCCUCCUGGUAGCAGGGAAGUAGGGGAAGGCAUAUUUCUGUGGUGUAACUUCCCUGUUUCAAAUAUACUUUAAGUGCACAUUUUCAUUCUGUGGGCUGCAUGUACCACAAGAAGGUGGCCAGGAAAUAGAAAACACAGCAGAGAGCAAUAAUUUCUGGUUGUUUGUACAACAUACUGUUGUUUUUAUAACCUUUUCCAUAUGGCUUAAGGUGCCUGUUCACAUAAUUUAUGUUUGCCAGAACCUUCAAAACCCCAUCAAAGUCCAUGCUUUAGUGUGCAACGUUACAUUGUAAAAUACAAAUUUUACAACUUUUUUUCAUAGGCGAGUAUACACACUUUCCAUAUUUUUUAUUUUCGGUACUAUGUAUACUUUACACUAAGCACAAAGCAUAUUUUAUUACCUUGUGCAAUACAUAUUUACACUUGUCCACACACAAAUAUGUAACAUUGCACUGCCAUUAAACCAUUAAAAACUCCACAUCAAACUUCUACAAGGAAAUAUCCAAUCAGGUGUUCUGCAAAGCAAAGCAACUCUGUGAUGUCAGUUUCGCUAGAUCCUGAUUCAUCACAUCCUACUCACAUAAAUCUUCUGCCGUGCCGAUGUGUUGCUGGAACCUAGUGUCAGGCAAUGGUACUUUAUAGCAUUACCGUAAUUUCACCCGUUUUUAGGAAAGUUUUGAAAAUGUUCGGGCAGAUAAGCCGCGGGCAAUACGAUGCGACUGAUUUGUGCGAUAAAGGAGACCAUAGAGAAGGCCAUAAAUCCUGUGGUCCAUACUCUGGGGUCGACAGGGUGUACAACAAUGGAGGUCAGUUCUAGUGUUCUACCAAGAUCGGAUUGUGCCCUUGUUGUGUGUUUUCAUGGACUGACGGGUCAGUGGCCUUCCAGAAGACAUGAAUCACUGUCACCACUUUCGUUAAAGCUGCUUGGGGGAACCCACCAGGAAGGUCAGCCUACUCGAACGUAGAUGCACCUCUGUUACGCAUUGUUUGUGCAUUGGCAGGGCGGUGCUGUUCCAGAGACACGGUUGGACCUUUCGUUAAAACCAGCGCAUAGGGAAAGUACCAGGGAAAAAUAGUCAGCAGAAAGCCGCAGAGUGCCCGUGAGAUAAAAAAAAAAAAAAAACGUGUAUAAGCCACGGCUAAUACGCGUGAAAUUACGGUACUCAUAUUUCAGGUGUGUGAAAUAACUAAAACACAAUGCCUGCAUCCAUAACCUUGGGAAUGGCGUCAUAAUAAAUAGAAAUUAUGAAACUAAUGUAGUACUGGGACAAAAGCAACAUAUGUAGAGCAAGCAUCUGAUUUGAGCCUUCACAGCUUUAUCACAGUUGACAUCUAGAUCUCGAAGUAGUCCUAGUUUUUAAAAAGCAUGCUGUAACGUCACAGCAGAGAAGCUCACUAUAUUCUUCUCCUGACCCGUUGCUGUUUAUCCCGUUUCAUUCAACAUACACAGUAUCUGGUCAAACCCAAUGAGGUUUACCAGUGUUGCUUACUAGGAAAAUGACUGGCUGCAAGAGAUUCCCAGGGUAACAUCUACCACUGGCUUCUCAUAGAGAGAUAAGAAAAAUACUGCAAAUGUCAGUAAGAAGUGAAACUAGCAUUCACAUUACCAUCUGACACUUGGAAGGCAAUAUAUCAUAGCAUUUCUCUCCUUGCUGUAUGCACAUUCCCUUCAAAUAUUUUGUGUGCAAUGAAAUGACUUAAGCUUUAGCAGUAUCACACAGUCCUGUAUCUUUUGGUUUGCAUCCAGCUUCAUCAAUAACAGCUGCAUCACUUUCACUGGUGUCACCAGAAGGAAAUGAUAUGUCUGUAAAAUGGGUAGGGGUAUGGAGGAGGUAUGUGCUGUUAGUCAUAAAUGAUAAAGAAAUACACAGUAGCAGGAUAUUGAUAACUGGUUGCACCACAGAAUUUGCACGAAAUUGUUCCAAAUUUGUGGUGAUUCAAAUUGUAAAUUUUUACUACCAUUCUUGCAUCACAGUCGUUCUCAUCAAGUGCUUAUGUGUUUACUUCAAUAAAGGAUCAAUUCAAUACAA